ACCCUGACCAUGUACUUCCAGCAGUCCUGGAGGGAUAAAAGGCUCUCUUAUUCUGGAAUACCUUUGAACCUAACUCUGGACAACAGAGUGGCUGACCAGCUCUGGGUGCCGGACACGUAUUUCCAAAAUGACAAGAAGUCAUUCGUCCACGGGGUGACAGUGAAAAACCGAAUGAUUCGACUCCAUCCAGACGGGACAGUCCUCUAUGGCCUACGGAUCACAACAACAGCUGCUUGCAUGAUGGAUCUACGCAGAUAUCCUCUGGAUGAACAAAAUUGCACACUAGAAAUUGAAAGUUAUGGAUACACUACUGAUGAUAUUGAGUUUUACUGGAAUGGAGGAGAGUCGGCAGUAACGGGAGUUAAUAACAUUGAGCUCCCACAAUUUUCUAUCGUUGAUUACAAGAUGGUAUCAAAGAGAGUGGAAUUCACAACAGGAGCGUAUCCCCGAUUAUCGCUUAGCUUCCGGCUUAAAAGAAAUAUUGGAUACUUCAUUUUGCAAACCUAUAUGCCUUCCACACUGAUCACAAUUCUGUCGUGGGUAUCUUUUUGGAUCAAUUACGAUGCCUCUGCAGCCAGAGUUGCUCUAGGAAUCACAACUGUGCUGACCAUGACCACCAUCAGCACCCACCUCAGGGAGACAUUGCCAAAGAUCCCUUACGUCAAGGCAAUAGAUAUUUACCUGAUGGGGUGCUUUGUGUUCGUGUUCCUGGCCUUGCUGGAAUACGCCUUUGUAAACUACAUAUUCUUUGGGAAAGGACCCCAACGUCAAAAAAAGGCAGCAGGCAGGGCAGGACACGCUACGGGCGAGAGGGGCAGACUGGAAACAAAUAGAGUCCAGGUUGACCCCCAGGGAAACAUGCUUCUUAGCCCGCUUGAAAUACGAAAUGACGUCAGCAGCAGCCUCCGCGACCCCCGAGCCACCACGUACACCUACGACAGUGCCAACCUGCAGUACAGAAGAGCCACUUCCAGCAGGGACCUCUACAGCAGGAGUGCUCUGGACAGGCACAGGCUUCAUAACAAAGGACGCUUACGAAGAAGGGCAUCCCAGAUCAAAGUCAAAAUCCCUGAUUUGACUGAUGUUAACUCGAUAGACAAGUGGUCCAGAAUGGUCUUUCCCAUCACGUUUAUUCUUUUCAAUGUUGUUUACUGGCUGUAUUAUGUCCAUUAAUUUAUACAAUAAUGUUGUCAUCUAACAUAAUUGGACUUGUUUCUUUUCCUUUAAACUUUGUUAACUCUGAAGAACUGCAGUAGCCAUAACAUUACAAGUCCAAGGUAAGAUAACCAGCCAUCAAAUACUUCUAAAUUUAAGCUUUUAAAAAAAAAACACCAAACAACCCAAAUCAGCAUGACCACAUUCAGAUCAGAAUAGUACAGAUCUGCUCUUAAAGAUCAUCUUCAGCAAAAGCACUAUAGCUUGAUUUUUACAAAGAGUUUGUACAUCGCUCAUGAGGUGUCUGUACCCACUUUUUUUUUUAAAUGGAAUAAAAAUUAGUCCUACUGUAUUUCUUACCACAUAUUGGCAGCCCACAGCAGCAUACUUCCAAACAAGACAGUCUUUCAGCAUUUAGAAUGCAGUUAUUGAAGACAUAACUGUUUGAAGGAUUAAAACUACUACAUCAUGCAUCAUUUUGAAGUUAAUAGUUACACUAGGAAGUAUUUCCAUAGUAUCUGCGAGAAGUCAGUCAGUUCACAUUUUCAGAGAGGCAGGGAUCUUCAAAAGAAAAGAAAAGGCAGCAAAGACAAAUCCCACUGAGUUUCCAACUAAGGAAUCAGCUGAUUGGAUCUAACUGGAAUUUUGUUAUUUCCAAAAAGUAGCAAAGUUGAAAAUGAUGAGAACAAUUGUGCCAUCUGUAAUUUUGUAUUAAAAAGUAGAAAACAGACACGCGUUCAUUCCUAGAAGCAACUACUGAGGGACACCCCAGCUCAAGAGUGGCCACUUUUCUUGAUGCCCAUGGCUGGUAAUUGCAACACAUUCUCCCAAAAGUUGGCAGAUGUCAGGGAAGAGACCUGAGAGCUCUGCACACAGUUUCCUACAGAUUUCCUGACUCCACUGAGGAGCAGGAGAUACAGCUGAGUCCCAUAGCACCCUGGUGAUGUUGGGUACACUGCUCCUGAGGAGUUGCCUCUCCUUACCCAGCUCCUUACUCAGAACCACAGCCAAGGAGCUGUGGGAGAAGUGCUACCAAGCUGCAUCCAGCUGAGGAGUGAUAGGUCAGUCAUCUCCUCCUAUCUAUGUCUGUAUCAAAUCCAUUUCCCUUCUCUACUGCCAGCUUCAGAUCACCACAGUCCAAAAUAUAGGGUCCAUUCUCAUGUACUGGGAGUCCUACAACACACGCCACCAAUACAAACCUCAUCCCUGCUGCCAGUAUUGAACAGCACACAUCAAGGCCUGGCUGUAUCGAGAGCUGGAAGUCACGAUCUUGAGAGAGAAAACAGCUGCCAGCUCUUGGCAUGAAAUUUUGCAUCAGGGGCUAAUAGUCGCACAACAUACAGAGGCAAGAGCCACUUACUGCAGGUUGGCAGCAUCUUAGCCCAGAGCCAGCAUCUCCUGCCUCCCACUGAGAUCCUCUCCACACAUUUAACUACUAACUCUGGUAAAGAAAACAGAAUUUGGCAUACAAGCUCACAAGGCACACUGGAUUUAAACUAAAGCCUCUUUUAAAGCCUCAAAAGAGAAUUAAAACCAAAACUUGGGAACAGGGUGUAAAACCAGAGCUAGCACAUUUUCCACUUUCCACUACUUUUAGAAAAAAAGCUUUCAUUUGAGAGCAAUAGCUUGGCAGCAAGGAAAAAACAAUUAUCAGAGGUAUGGGAUGGAAAAACGUGGCAAUUUAUGGGUUACCCAUAUACAUUGCUAUCUAGAGCUAGGAAUUAGUGAGCACAAAAGAGAAACAACCUCAUCAGUAGGUUGGUUUGACUCGUUUUAAGCAAUAAAGGGGAAUAACACAGUGAUGGAGCUUGGCAUUACAGUCGAAUUUUGGUAGUUACUUUGCCUGCCCAUAGGAACCACAAGCUCAGCAUAGGUAAGGUCCUAUUGCUAAUUAAGUUUCAGGUAAAGCACCUCACAAUUUGUGCUGCUGUUUCAUGCAAUUUGUGAGUUUGAAUAGAUUAUUUAAAGAAUUUUGCAAGUCCUUUUUAGCUAGCUUUCCCAAAGACAAGAGCUUCUACUGUCACUGAGUGUGUGCGUUCGUGUGCUUGUGCUAGAGUCUCCCAAUAAAAUUUGAAUCUAUUAGCAGUUUCAAUCAAAAGAUAACAGAAGAGUAUGGAUCCAGGAGAUAACACAUUCCUUCAAGUUUCAACAAAGCAGGUAGCUGAGCAGAGGAUAAAGCUCCUUCUUAAUCCAUCCCUUUUCUCUGGGAGAAAGGGAUUCAAUGAACCCCAAGCUUAUUAGUCAUCACAGAACCCACAUGGGAGGGCAAUUCAAUACCCAGAUACAUGGGGAAAUAAGGUUCAUUGGUUUCCAUGAUCCUGAAACUAUUUAUUCCACACUUACAAUGAUCUUUUAAUCUCGUUCUAAUCUUACUUCUCUUCAGCAGUAUCCUACCCUGACUAUGAAGAAGCAGUCAGUGGCUAAACCAGCAGCAUCUUUGGAGCACCUAUUUCUUUGAGAGCAGAGUAAAUUAAAUAGCUCCUCUGUGCUUGUCCAGGGCUUCAAACUAGGAUGGAGCCAGCCAGGAGACUGCAGUGAUUUUGGUCACCUCUCUAAUAUCAAUCCAGCUGAGUAGCCAGCCUGUGAACCCUCCUUGGAUGAGCAAAACCAUGGAUUUACAAGAGCCUUAUCACUGUGAUGGCAGGCACAAGAGCUGGGAUCAGCCCAAAACUGUGUGAGAGUCAGCUCCAGUCACUCUGAAGGAUAAACCAAAACCCUUCCACCUCACACAAUUCAAACAAUUAAGGAGGAAUAGCAAUAGUGGUAGAUAAGAUCUUAAAACACCACAAAAAAAGGACCUUUUCAAUAUCACAGGAGUAUUUAUGACAACAUUCCUUUGCUCGAUGCUACCACUGAACAGCAGAAGCUGCUGUUUCAGAGUUAUCCACUGGUUCACCUUGUUCACCCUUAUACAAAAUGUUCCAUCCCCUUGUGCUGCUAACACCGCCUUGGAAGUAUUUGUCAAAAAAGGGCUGUGUUAUAUCUGUUGCAUACAAAAAUAUUUUAAAAUGGUUUCUGCAUUGAAAAGCAUAAAAACAACAUCUGUGAUUGUAUAAGUAAGUUUCUUCCAACCCCAUAAUCCCAAAGAAGACAGGAGGUCAUAGAACAAUAUUUAAUUUCAGAAUGUGAUGAUACUGAAAUGUAUAUGCACAGGGUGAAAGAAUUAAGAGACAAGUGAGAAAUCUGGCAUUUUUUAAAGGAAGACUGCGUGAUUUUGAUCUACUUACUGUCUUAGGAGUGCAGAGUGAAUUAUGUUGUCUGCUCCUUGGCAUGUUUGUUUCUCAAUUUUAAGUCAUUUUGAGUCUCCAAGUGUUAGAAAAACAUCACCUAGUGCCAGUCUAAGAAAUGGUAUGGUAGUCAUUCUUUUACACUUUUAUUCUUGGCAAAAUCAUGGAGUGUUCAUUACCAAUUAGGAGCUAAGAUAACUACAUGGCAGCAGAACCAUGUUAUCUCUCUGAAGACGGUCUCUGAUCAAUAAUGUCUUUUAACUCAUCACUGCCUAUCUGUAUAUACACAGUCUUAAGAGGAAAGCAUAAAAUAUCAACCACGAAAAAUGUUCAUAAAGAUGGCUUCCUUUGGCAGAUUAUGCAUUUCAGUGAGAGCAUCAGCAACCUUGUUGGAAUCUCUGAACAUGUCAGUUUCCUCGUUCCCAUAUCUGAAAUGUCAUUUGCUGUUUUGAUGCAGCUGGCAACAUAUUAUCUGAUUUUUUUUUUUAGAUUCUCAGAAGCAACCAACUUUGAAUAUUGUGUGCUGCAGAAAAUAGCAGCAUUACAAAGGAAAGGUAGCAAAUCAUCAUUUCAAGAAAGAGCUCGAUGAGACUUUGGCAUAGGUAAAGAGUUCGGGAUUACAUUUUACAAAGGCAGUUAAUAGCAGCUCUCAUCACAUCAUCCAUCUAAAUCAAUAUUAAAAGAAAUAUGAGAGGUCUGAAAUCUCUGCAUUCCCAAGAAACAAAAAUUCCUUCUUUUACUGUAGCCAUUAAAAUAAAAGUUAUUUAAUCUAUACGAUGCUAGGGAUCCUUCCCCCCCUCAAGACAGUCCACCACCAAAGCAGUACCUGUGGACCUGCAGUACUUUCCAGUUAAAGUCUCCAUACUCUCUGGUGCCUUUCAUUAUCGUAUUGGCUAAAUCAGCUGACUAAUCUGAUACUAAAAAAUAGCCACAGCCCUCUCGAUGUAGGACUCUCAUUGGUGUUAGCACAUAUGAAGAGUACCUUUGAGUAAAA
This is a messenger RNA of Calidris pugnax (ruff), 5376 nucleotides long. RefSeq names its product gamma-aminobutyric acid (GABA) A receptor, beta 1 (gene GABRB1). Gene Ontology annotation, molecular function: GABA-A receptor activity; neurotransmitter receptor activity; extracellular ligand-gated monoatomic ion channel activity. Gene Ontology annotation, biological process: monoatomic ion transmembrane transport; chemical synaptic transmission; signal transduction. Gene Ontology annotation, cellular component: GABA-A receptor complex; neuron projection; membrane. NCBI's taxonomy places the organism in Eukaryota, Metazoa, Chordata, Aves, Charadriiformes, Scolopacidae. The transcript has 6 exons. Bases 10 to 1173 code for a protein of 387 amino acids. The record is from RefSeq and is a predicted model, not a curated record.